ACGCAGAGUUGCUAAAAGUGGGACAACACGGGCCACGUUUUCCGUCGACAGCGAAGACUGCCCGCUGUUGCAUUCGCAAGUGCGUGGAGAUAGGUUCGCCAUGAGUGACGAUCUGAACGGAAAAGUGGCCCUGGUCACAGGCGGAGCCAUGGGUCUGGGAAAAGCGAUCACGGACCGCCUUCUUCAGCAAGGCUGCCGGGUUGCUUUCAUCGAUUUAAACGAGCGCACUGGAAUGGGCACUGAGAGUGCUUUGAAAGCAACGUUUGGAGAGGACCGCGUCAUAUUUAUGAAAUGUGAUGUAACUAACGACGAAGAUUUCGAAGAUUGCUUUGUACGAGUCAAAAAGAAAUUCGGACGACUGGACAUAGUGGUGAACAACGCCGGAUUCGCUGGCGAAGAACACUGGAGAAGGAUAUUUGAGAUAAACACGAUGGCGGUGUACUUUGGAACCCUCUUGGCACUAAAAUAUAUGGGAAAGGACCGAGGCGGAGAAGGCGGCUACGUCAUCAACAUUGCAUCCAUUGCAGGAUUGAUAGUCUGCCCUCCCAUACCCGCCUACAACGCUUCCAAGUAUGGCGUCAUCGGACUCACGAGAGCAUUCGGGACCGAUCUCUACUACAAACGCACGGGAGUGAAGGUGAGUUGUCUGUGCCCGGAACCCAUGGAGACAGACUUGUGGCAUGGAAUAACCAGUUUCUGCCAGGAGAUAGCCCUGAACACACCUUACAUCACCGAGAACUACAGCAGUCGUGUGCAGAGGCCAGAGAACGUCGCCGAGGGAGUGAUUAAACUCAUUCAAGAUGGCAUCAACGGCGCGGCACUACUUUCACUCCAUGACGAAGGACUAGUGUACCAUGCAUUCACAAGCGUCAGAUGAUCCUGCCCAUCAAUGGGCGCAGUAUUGAUUGCCAAUAUGUUUAAAUCCCUGUGGUUCACAUCCUACCCGAUACGUCACAGAAUAUUUAUAAUAACAUUGUUCACUGAACCUCUUGCAAAUACUUCUAAGCGCAGAAAUUCUUGAGGGCGGGAAUAUUAUAGCUUGAUUUCACAUUGCGGAACGACAGUGUUCUGAUGCAUACGCUGGUACUAAAGAACAUUGCCCGCAGGCAAUGUUCUUGAAGUAAGAAUAGAAAAGAGGGGCUGUUUCACUCACGUUUGUUUACAAAACAAUAAACAUCUGCAGAUUUCUG
This is a messenger RNA of Rhipicephalus sanguineus (brown dog tick), 1190 nucleotides long. RefSeq names its product 15-hydroxyprostaglandin dehydrogenase [NAD(+)]. The coding region runs from base 101 to 877 and encodes 258 amino acids. The record is from RefSeq and is a predicted model, not a curated record. Gene Ontology annotation, cellular component: cytoplasm. The transcript has 7 exons. Gene Ontology annotation, molecular function: oxidoreductase activity, acting on the CH-OH group of donors, NAD or NADP as acceptor. NCBI's taxonomy places the organism in Eukaryota, Metazoa, Arthropoda, Arachnida, Ixodida, Ixodidae.